AGCAAUCAUCAGCUUGUUGAAUGGAUAAAGGAUGUCUCAUUCGUACAGCCAACAACUAGGUAUCACAACCGUAAGACAUCCAUAGUAGGCGCAAGUAUCACAAUCGCCAUCUCUAAAGCUAUUCUCGUACACUGGUGCUGCGCUACAGCGUAUGGAAUGUCAACGGCACGGGCUAAUGAGCUGACUCAUUACGAACCUAGCUACUACCUAUAGUGCCCAGAUGGUGUUAAUAGCAGCAAAACGGGCCUAUUGUAUCUAUCUUACAAGCCAAAGGCAACAAAGCACACAGUGCUCGAAACAGCGAUAUAAAUAACACAUCCAAACUAGCCUGCUAGCCCUAUGCUACAACUACAGUCACGGUCGAGUAACUUGCCUCAGCGUCUUCAUUGCCCAUCUCGAAGAAUUGGCCCGAGCAAAAGUGCGUCCCUGACCCCACGCGGGGCGACAUCUCCACCACGUGAUGAGAUGAACUUUUUUUUCUUUAUUACAAAGAAUACCAGAAUGCCCCCAGCCUAUAGGCUACACGCAAUGUUGCAAGGCUCGCAAAAAGCCCUCAAUCUUUGCAGCUUCGAUCGUUUACCCCGAGAUAUGGAGCGUUAUGCGGCAUUUCCGCGCGCCUAUCUGGAUUUAAAGAAAAAAUUCAUCGUUGCUCGGUAUUUGUUCCGUGUGGGUUUGGGAGAGACGGCCAGAUCGGCCUUUGAACGCCCCACUCUCCACAUACAUAUACAUACAUUGUCACACAUACACGUCACUUCUUGUGGUAGAAUUGCGAACUACAAAAACGGUAAAAAUGACGAUAAAUUAUCGCAUGCAAUUACCUCAAGUCACUUCACUCGCCUAUGUGCUGAGAGAUUAUUCGAGGCGUGCCAUAUGAGGUCUGUUGCAGACUGCACACUUGGCAGCCAUGCUUGGCGCAGGGCAAGUCGUUCACGACUCGCCGGCUCCUCUAGGGCUGCUGUCGUCGAACCUGAGGGGGGGGUGGUAUGUUGGUGUCAGGCCAAGAAGGGUCAAACAUUAGCAGAGGUGGGCGGACUUGGGGGGAGCCCGGGCGGAGAUUCUUUAAAUCACCUCAUCCACCCACAAAUCCUUUAGACUUCACACACAGGCUUGGCCGCAAUCUUACGGGCGUGGAUACGGAUACAUAUGAUCAAUGGAUCAUACCGCGACCUCGGGAGUAGCUUCUCCCCCUGCAGCAAUGACAUUGCGCCCAGACGUGAUUGCAUCAACCAAAAAGUCUACCGGGAUUACACACUUCCAGACUUGUCCAUCUUGGCUCGGGGUUCAAGAUGCGCAUCGCUGCUGCUGCAUGCACGCAUACAAGAGCAGUACUGACACGCC
This is a messenger RNA of Pseudovirgaria hyperparasitica, 1338 nucleotides long. RefSeq lists its product as uncharacterized. Bases 340 to 1092 code for a protein of 250 amino acids. NCBI's taxonomy places the organism in Eukaryota, Fungi, Ascomycota, Dothideomycetes, Acrospermales, Acrospermaceae. The transcript has a single exon. The record is from RefSeq and is a predicted model, not a curated record.